This is a messenger RNA of Mauremys reevesii (Reeves's turtle), 5144 nucleotides long. RefSeq names its product Myb like, SWIRM and MPN domains 1 (gene MYSM1). Gene Ontology annotation, biological process: double-strand break repair. The coding region runs from base 51 to 2576 and encodes 841 amino acids. The record is from RefSeq and is a predicted model, not a curated record. The transcript has 20 exons. Gene Ontology annotation, cellular component: BRCA1-A complex; BRISC complex. Gene Ontology annotation, molecular function: metallopeptidase activity; polyubiquitin modification-dependent protein binding. NCBI's taxonomy places the organism in Eukaryota, Metazoa, Chordata, Testudines, Geoemydidae.
CCUGCGGCCCCGCCUCUCUCGCGCGAUCGGACGGCGGCCGCGGCGGAAUCAUGGCGGCUGCAGAGGAGGUGGAUGUGGACGUCGAAGGGGAUGCGGCGGCAGUAGCCGCGGCCGGCGGGGCGCUGCGGGGAGACUAUGAAAAUAUAGCUUCUGGCUUAUUGCAAGAUCACUACCUUGAUUCAUCUUGGAGAACAGAUAACGGCCUUCCAUGGACACUGGAUAGCACCAUUAGUGAAGAGAACAGAGCCGUCAUUGAGAAAAUGUUGUUGGAAGAAGAAUAUUACUUAUCUAAUAAAUCGCUUCCAGAAAAAAUAUGGCUUGAUCAAAAGGAAGGUGACAAAAAAUCUGUGAAAAGUCCACAUAAGAAAACAGGAAAAGUCAUGGUUCGCUCACCUACAAAAUCAGCAAGCUGCUCAGUAAAGUGGACAAUAGAAGAAAAAGAGCUAUUUGAACAAGGACUGGCUAAAUUUGGCCGAAGAUGGACAAAAAUUGCCAAGUUGGUUGGAAGUCGCACUGUUUUACAAGUAAAGAGUUAUGCCAGGCAGUACUUUAAGAACAAGGCAAAAACUGAUGACUCUGGAAAAGAGGAACAAAGUCAGUACAGCAGCAAUAGUCUUCCUGUUGAGGAUGAAGGAGAGAAGGUGGUGGCAUGGGCACCUACAAACCUGAGGGGCCGUGCAGACCCUAACCUGAACGCAGUGAAAAUUGAAAAGUUAUCUGAUGAUGAAGAAGUAGACAUCACGGAUGAAAUGGAUGAGUUGCUUUCUCAUGCACCCCCACCGGAACCCGGCAAAUCUAAAUUCACUGAUAUUCCGAAGAGUCCAAUUCAAGAAACCAGAGGAAGAGAACUUACUUUUUGGUCUGCUGAAUACAAUUAUGCAAUUCCCCAGUUUGCAGAAGACCACUUUGAAAAGGCCGAGCAAGGCAAGGUAAAAGCACUAGAGUUUCCAGACAUUGCAGCCACAUGCUCUGAGAAACAGAGCGUGAAUGGUGAUGAAUCUGUGAAAUCAGUUUAUCUGCAAUUUAAUGAAUUUACAGAGAAAAGUGAGCAAGACAGAAAAGGGUCUUUUGAUGACACCAAGCAAUUAGUUGAUCAAGAACUUAAUGAAGAGCACAAGGACUUAGUUAAUAAUGAAAUGCUUUUCCAUCCUUCUUGCCAAUUGGAUGAAGAAAAUCAAGAAGAAGCAGAGGAGCUUAAGCCACCUGAUCAAGAAGUGGAAAUUGAUAGAAAUAUCAUUCUGGGAGAAGAAAAGCAAGCUAUUCCAGAAUUUUUUGAGGGACGUCAGGCCAAAACACCAGAGCGCUAUCUGAAAAUUAGAAAUUACAUUUUGGAUCAGUGGGAGCGAUGUAAACCUAAAUACCUGAAUAAGACUUCAGUACGGCCAGGCCUUAAGAACUGUGGUGAUGUUAACUGUAUUGGACGGAUACACACGUACCUGGAGUUAAUAGGAGCAAUUAACUUUGGCUGUGAACAGGCUGUGUAUAACAGACCACAACCAGCUGAUAAAACACGAUCCAAAGAAGGCAAAGACACCAUAGAAGCAUACCAGCUUGCUCAGCGUUUGCAGUCUAUGCGUACAAGAAGACGGCGUGUGCGAGACCCCUGGGGAAACUGGUGUGAUGCCAAGGAUUUGGAAGGACAGACAUUUGAGCAUCUCUCUGCUGAGGAGCUAGCAAGAAGGAGAGAGGAGGAGAAACUUAAACCUGCAAAACCUUCUAAAGGAUCAAGACAAAUAAAAAGUUCCUUUGAUCCCUUUCAGCUGAUACCUUGCUGUUUCUUCACUGAAGAAAAACGAGAACCAUUUCAGGUGAAAGUGGCUUCAGAAGCACUUUUAAUAAUGGACUUGCAUGCUCAUGUUUCCAUGGCAGAAGUAAUAGGCCUGUUAGGCGGAAGAUACUCUGAAGCUGAUAGAAUUGUUGAAAUUUGUGCAGCAGAACCAUGUAAUAGUCUCAGUACAGGACUACAGUGUGAGAUGGAUCCAGUGUCUCAAACUCAGGCCUCAGAAACCUUGGCUGUUAGAGGGUACAGUGUUAUUGGGUGGUACCACUCUCAUCCUGCAUUUGACCCCAACCCUUCGAUACGAGAUAUUGACACUCAGGCUAAAUACCAGAGUUAUUUCUCCAGAGGUGGGGCAAUGUUCAUUGGAAUGAUCAUCAGUCCUUAUAACCGAAAUAAUCCUCUUCCGUAUUCCCAGAUUACUUGUCUGGUUAUUAGUGAUGAGAUCAGUUCUGAUGGCUCAUACCGCCUGCCUUACCAGUUUGAAGUACAUCAGAUGUUGGAAGAACCUCAGUGGGAAUUAGUGUUUGAAAAAACAAGAUGGAUUAUCGAAAAAUACAGGCUCUCUCAUAGCAGUGUCCCCAUGGAUAAAAUCUUUCACAGGGAUUCUGACCUGACCUGUUUGCAAAAACUUUUGGCGUGUAUGAGGAAGACUCUGGGCAAGGUAACGAACUGCUUCAUUGCUGAAGAAUUCUUGACUCAGAUAGAAAACUUAUUCCUUUCUAGCUACAAAAGUGAGAAGCAGAAUAAUACAGCUGAAGAAAAUAAGAAUGCGUGUGCAAAUGAAUUGCCAAUGUGAUGGCUUUUUCAGUGAUGAAAUUUCAGUUGUAUGGACUACUAUCCAUUGUUCCUCUUUCAAAGUUACUGGCUCAGAUGACAGUAAUAGGGACAUAAUCCAGUAUCUCAGAUAGUGUAAUGGUUCUAAAAGACAUUUAGAAAAGCUCUAACAAAUGUUUUCUGAUUACAUGUGAAAUUUGUGUUUUUUACAUGCUGAAAAAUUAUUGAAUAGUAUCACAAACUUUGGGUUAUCAUUUGGCCAGCAACCUACCAUUGGGAAGGACAAGCUGAAAUAUAGCACUGUUUCUGUGCCUAAAGGAGAGGGUCCCUCCUCUAAGUCUUUGAAUAUGGAAUUUUGGCCUUUCUGUCCUCAGAUACACAUUGUAUUGAGAGUUAGAUGUGUACAUCAGAGGGAAGAAUUUGUCCCGUAGUGCAUUGUGUUGUCUAAAUUUGCAUAAUUCUGCAGAUGAGAUUUAUAACACUCUAUCACUGCAAAGAUUAUAGUAUAUCUGAUACUAAUUUUCCUGGUAUCUACUCUAAACUUGUACUUUGCCUGAUUUAAUCCACUCUGCUAUUCCUUUCUGAGCCACUACAGACAAUUUUUUUCUGGCAUACUCUUCCCCAUCUUCCAUAAUACAUGGAAAUAAGGCUAGCAGGACAUAAUUAUUUGUCACUUCUUGUUGCCACAGUUUCCAAUGGAAACAAUAAGUUCUGAUUAUUACACAUUGUAAUCUUUCCAAUCUUCCAUAUUACAGAGACACAAUGCUAUCUUGUUCUAUCAGACCAUCAUUAUUUGUCAUUUCCUGGUUAUCACAGGUUAAUGCCAUAUGGCAAAAUCUAGCACUGUAUGGUGGCAGCCAAAAAAAUGUUUGUCUUAGCUGCACAGCAAGAAAGAAAAUGAAGUGCACAUGUGUUAUAAUCACUUCCCUUCUCUUUACAAUAGCAAUUUAACAAGUAACUACACUGUUCAUAUCAGCUUCUGAUACAAUUAUACAUUGAUACAAUUAUAUAUUCAGAUAAAUUAGUGCCAGGUAAGCAGAUUGAUUUGUAAUUGAACCUCAAGAGAAAUACUGUUCUCAGAAAUCGUAACUUCCAAACAUUUUAUCAGCUGUAUCACGGUGUGUAAAUUUUUGUAGAAGAAUAUCAGUGGUGGAUUCCUUCCUGAAUCAUGGGCAGACUGGUGAUGAGUGUACACUUAAUACUGUAUGUGAAGAGUAUCUUGGCCAAAAUGUCUGAGGUAUUUGAAAACAGAGAGUAACCAAGAACUUAGAUUAUCCUUGUGGUUUUGGGAUCUAAUCAUACUAUAAAAUGUACAUUUUAAUUUUAUAUCUGGCCCUGUAUAACAAAAAUGCAAUUUAAAAUAUUUCAGAUUUACAUCUUAACUUCAUCUUGCUCUGUGCACUUAGGGGGAAAAAAGCUAUGUGAAGUAUUAAAAGUGAGGAUUGCAAAACUUUAAUAUUGUGGGAUCACAUCCCAAGUAGAUACCUGUUUCCAAGAAGGUAAAAUCAGCUGUUAUUGAGCUUUCUAAAAUGGAGUUUAGUCCCUUUUCAUUUCAAAGUGGAUGAUGCUGAACCUAAUUUUAGAAAAAACGUGGACAUACAUAACUAGAGACUUUUUCCAGGCUGUGUUCAAGACCUAUUGUCUUAAUAAUAUUAGAGAACCUUCUGCACUGUGUAAAUCUGCAGAUAAGAGGCUUUGGAUUCUAGUGUGAUGUGUAUAGUCCAUCAGUUUAAAAGAAGUGCAAUCCUUAUAUAUAUACACACACACAUUGAUACAAUCUGUGGACCUUUUAUUUCCCCUAGAUUGCAUGUAAUGUGAAAUGCCAUCUCUCUCCUCUUUCCUAAAUGAAAGUAUUGCAUGGCUCUCAGUAUUUCUAGCUGUAGACUACACAUUUUGCUCACAAAACAGAUUUCCCAUCUCCCUCAGUUUAAAUUUUGGAGUAUUCCUUUAUCAAGUAUUGUUUCAGUUUUCAGUGGUUUUAUACGUUACUCUAUUAAAAAAAAGUCACAUUGUAUAUAUCUGUACUAAAAUAUGUUGUAAAUAGUUAUUUGUAGAAACAAAAUCAUUUGUCAAAAGACUUGAACCUCAAGUAUAACUGCAGUAUGUGGUAGAUGUGGUGUCUUUGUUCUGGGUGUUAUUUUUUGAGUCAUUAAAAAAAAUACAGUGAGGCAGUAUUCCUAAAAUAAUGGAAACUAAAUUUCUGGCUGCUGUGCCCUCUUUUUAAUGAUUAAAGUGAGCGAAAACAUUAAUAAUGAUGUGCAAUUGAUUUUAAAGAGUCAUAUAUACCGUAUCAGCUAAGAUGUUUUUGGGUACAGGAUGUUUUAAAUUGUGGAAUCUGAGUCACUCUGACUUGCACAUCAACACUCUGAUCCUGCAAUCCCAUUCUCGUGAGUGGACUCCUGUGCCUGCCCAGAGACCUGUUGACUCAGUUUACAAGUAGAAUUAGGGUCCAAAUUUGCUCAAUGUACUUGUAGAAAAAAUGGUUGUAACUGCUAUUGCUGCAAACUUAAUCCUGGAUCUAAAAUCCAAGCUGUGUUCUUUCUGGUUCAUGCGUCAUAGCAAGUAAUAAAUGUAUUUUGUUUCACCAGCA